AUGCCUUCCGGAUCGUGUCUGUGUGGCCAGGUGGGCUACGAAUACACUGGAGAGCCAGCCGUCACUGCUCUCUGCCACUGCACGGAUUGCCAAAAGUGGACCGGAGCCGCAUACACAAGCAACGCCGUAGUUCCACGCACAAGCUUCAAAGUCACCAAGGGUUCUCCAAAGGACUACGAUGCCGUCGGAGCCAGCGGCAAGAUCAAUAAGCACUGGUUCUGUGGAACCUGCGGUAGUAGUCUCUACACCGAAUUGGAGGUCAUGCCAGAUAUGACUUGUGUCAAGACUGGAAGUCUUGAUGGCGGUGCUGCGGAUCACAAGAUUGCUGUGGAAUUCUAUAACCGUGAUCGUCUGAGUUACACGAAGCCGGUUGAGGGCGCCGAUCAGAAGGCGGAAUUCUCGUAG
Messenger RNA from Ramularia collo-cygni, 405 nucleotides. RefSeq names its product probable DUF636 domain protein. The transcript is spliced from 3 exons. Gene Ontology annotation, molecular function: carbon-sulfur lyase activity. NCBI's taxonomy places the organism in Eukaryota, Fungi, Ascomycota, Dothideomycetes, Mycosphaerellales, Mycosphaerellaceae. Bases 1 to 405 code for a protein of 134 amino acids. The record is from RefSeq and is a predicted model, not a curated record.